GGAGAGAGAGAGGGAGAGGUAGGCAGGGGGUGGGUGGGAGUGGAGGUGAUGGGAAGCAAUUCAGCGCAGUGCGAGUGACUGGAUGAGUGGCCGCAUCAGCACCACUAGCUGUAGCAUCUUGAGGCUGACGUGUGGCUUGUGGCUGCCGUAGCGUCUCCAUCAACUAUACAUAGAGGGAGAAAAAGAAAAAAAACGACUGCACACGCAUGCCGCAGCGGCAACCCGAGGGGAGCUAGUCGGGGACGAGACGGGGGGGCUCGGGCAAGAGGAAACGGGGACGACUGGUAGCAGCAGCAGCAGUGUAGCAGCAGCAGUAGCAGCAGCGGCACCAUGGCGCAAGCCGCCAAGCAGCUCCGCAAGACCAAGGACCUCGCCGAGGCCGCCGCCCAGGAGCAGCGGGAGAAGGAGGAGGAGAAGAUCAAAAAGAGGAAUCGAUCCAAGGAUCGCAGGCGCAAGGCUGAUGCAGCCACCAGCUUUCUUCGUGCAGCUCGUUCAGGCAACCUGGACAAAGCUCUGGAUCACAUAAAGAAUGGACUGGACAUCAAUAUAGCUAAUCAAAAUGGUCUAAAUGGGUUACAUCUGGCCUCUAAAGAGGGUCAUGUGAAAAUGGUCCUGGAGCUCCUCCACUCAGGCAUCGAACUGGAGGCCACCACCAAGAAAGGCAACACUGCUCUCCAUAUCGCAGCGCUGGCGGGCCAGGAGAAAGUGGUGGCUGAGCUGGUCAAUUAUGGAGCCAAUGUUAAUGCCCAGUCACAUAAAGGAUUCAGUCCUCUUUACAUGGCAGCACAGGAGAACCACCUAGAGGUGGUCAAGUUCCUGCUCGAGAACGGCGCCAAUCAGAGUCUCCCCACCGAGGAUGGCUUUACUCCUCUGGCAGUGGCCCUGCAGCAGGGCCAUGAAAACGUCGUAGCACUGCUCAUCAACUAUGGCACCAAAGGCAAAGUCCGCCUCCCCGCACUGCACAUCGCCGCCCGGAAUGACGACACGCGCACCGCCGCUGUGCUCCUGCAGAACGACCCGAAUCCUGAUGUUCUCAGCAAGACUGGUUUCACCCCUCUACAUAUCGCAGCCCACUAUGAGAAUAUGAGCGUAGCCCAGCUGCUGCUGAACAGAGGAGCCAACGUAAACUUCACCCCGAAGAAUGGCAUCACACCGCUUCAUAUCGCUUCCAGGAGGGGAAAUAUGAUGAUGGUCCGACUCCUGCUGGACAGAGGUGCCCAGAUAGAUGCCAAAACGAAGGAUGAAUUGACUCCGCUUCACUGUGCAGCCAGAAAUGGACACGUUCGCAUCAUUGAGAUCCUGCUGGAACACGGUGCUCCCAUCCAAGCUAAAACCAAGAAUGGUCUGUCCCCCAUCCACAUGGCAGCUCAAGGGGAUCACAUGGACUGCGUAAGACAGCUACUUCAAUACAACGCCGAGAUUGACGACAUCACACUGGACCAUUUAACCCCUCUUCAUGUAGCAGCCCACUGUGGCCACCAUCGCAUGGCCAAAGUUCUUCUCGACAAGGGGGCCAAGGCCAACGCUCGAGCGUUGAAUGGCUUCACACCACUCCAUAUUGCAUGCAAGAAGAACCACAUGCGGUCAAUGGACUUGCUGCUCAAACACUCUGCUUCCUUAGAAGCCGUCACAGAGUCUGGCCUAACUCCUCUCCAUGUAGCAGCUUUCAUGGGUCACUUGAAUAUAGCAAAGAACCUGCUCCAGCGAGGGGCUUCACCUAAUGCUUCUAAUGUGAAGGUGGAGACCCCCCUCCACAUGGCCUCCAGAGCAGGACACUGUGAAGUUGCCCAGUUUCUGCUGCAGAACUCAGCACAAGUGGAUGCCAAGGCAAAGGUAGGUAGUCUUGUUUUAAUCUGUACAGUUAAAAAUGAAAUGUUCCUUUCCUGUUCCUUUCCUGUUCCUUUCUGUUACCAGGAUGACCAGACCCCCCUUCACUGUGCUGCCCGGAUGGGACACAAGGAGCUGGUCAAGCUGCUUCUUGAGCACAAGGCCAACCCCGACUCGUCCACAACGGCAGGGCACACGCCGUUACAUAUUGCUGGGCGGGAAGGACACAUCCACACUAUACGCAUCUUGUUAGACGCUGGAGCGCAGCAGACCAAAAUGACCAAAAAAGGCUUCACCCCACUCCACGUGGCCUCUAAAUACGGAAAGGUGGACGUAGCAGAGCUCCUUCUCGAGCGAGGAGCCAAUCCCAAUGCAGCCGGCAAGAACGGUCUGACACCCCUCCAUGUGGCGGUUCAUCACAACAACCUGGAUGUUGUUAAACUCCUGGUCAGCAAGGGAGGAUCCGCACACAGCACUGCCAGAAAUGGUUACACCCCUCUACAUAUAGCAGCCAAGCAGAACCAGAUGGAAGUAGCCAGUUGCCUGCUGCAGAAUGGGGCAUCGCCCAAUGCCGAGUCCCUCCAAGGCAUCACUCCCCUACACCUGGCCUCACAGGAGGGACGGCCUGACAUUGUGGCACUACUCAUCUCCAAACAAGCCAAUGUAAAUCUAGGAAACAAGAGUGGAUUGACCCCUCUCCAUCUGGUGGCACAAGAGGGCCACGUGGGCAUUGCUGACACACUGGUCAAGCAGGGAGCAUCUGUUUAUGCUGCUUCAAGGAUGGGCUACACACCCCUUCAUGUGGCCUGUCACUAUGGUAACAUCAAAAUGGUCAAGUUCCUCCUCCAGCAGCAGGCACAUGUGAACAGCAAAACAAGGAUGGGCUACACUCCUUUGCACCAAGCAGCUCAGCAAGGUCACACCGAUAUUGUCACCCUGCUGUUGAAACACGGAGCCCAGCCCAAUGAGAUUACAUCGAAUGGAACAUCUCCACUGGGCAUCGCAAAGCGUCUGGGUUACAUCUCCGUCAUCGACGUGCUCAAACUGGUGACUGAGGAGUCCGUCUCUGCGAUCACGACGGAAAAGCAUCGAAUGAGUUUUCCUGAGACGGUGGACGAGAUUUUGGACGUCUCUGAGGAUGAAGGAGUCGCCCAGCUAACGUUAGGUGACGAGUUGCUUGGAAUGGACGGCGCACGCUAUUUGAAGCUUGAUGACUUCAAGGAUCAAGACGACGACUUCCUUUCCCCAAAGAAGACACUUAGAGAUUUCGAAGGUGGUGUGGGCACUACGCCCUAUUCUCCUGCCAUUCCCAGGAUCCCUUGUGUGUCACCAGAAACUGUUUUUCUAGAUCAGCACACCCCCAUCCCACUGUCGAAGGAGUAUGACGAAGACUCGCUUAUCCCGAGCAGUCCAGCGACAGAAACCUCAGACAACGUCAGUCCUGUGGCCAGCCCCAUUCAUACUGGCUUCCUAGUGAGCUUCAUGGUAGACGCCCGCGGAGGCUCCAUGCGAGGAAGCAGACAUCACGGCCUGCGAGUGAUCAUCCCUCCUCGGACCUGCGCCGCGCCGACGCGCAUCACCUGCCGCCUGGUCAAACCCCAGAAGCUCACCACGCCCCCUCCACUGGUAGAGGGCGAGGGGCUCGCCAGCCGUAUAAUCUCCCUGGGUCCAUCCAGCAUGCAGUUCCUUGGGCCAGUUAUAGUGGAGAUCCCACACUUCGCCUCACUGGCCCGGGGGGACCGUGAGCUUGUGGUCCUCCGUAGUGAGAAUGGCUCGGUCUGGAAAGAACACCGGAAUCGCUAUGGCGACGAAGUGCUGGAAACCAUUCUGAAUGGCAUGGAUGAAGACCUGGAGAGUCAAGAAGAGUUGGAGAAGAAGAGAAUUCGUCGGAUCAUCUCUACGGACUUCCCGCUGUACUUUGCCGUGGUCUCGCGCAUUCAACAAGAGAGCGAUCUGAUUGGUCCUGAGGGUGGGCGUCUGACCAGUAAGCUGGUGCCCCAUGUUGAGGCCAUCUUUCCAGAGACAGCUGUAACCAAAAGAGUGAGACUGGGACUUCAAGCCCAGCCCAUCCCCGAUGAGUUGCUGACUCGACAACUCGGCAACCAGGCGACCUUCAGCCCGGUGGUCACCAUCGAACCACGCAGACGCAAAUUCCACCGUCCAAUUGGGUUGCGCAUUCCGCUUCCACCGUCGUGGCGGGAGAACCCUCGUGAUGCCGGGGAGGGUGACACCACGAGCUUGCGCCUCCUCUGCAGUGUUAUUGGUGGGACAGCACCUGCUCAGUGGGAGGACAUCACUGGGACAACCAAGCUGAUGUAUGCAAACAGUUGUGCCAACUUUACAACCAAUGUGUCUGCGAGGUUUUGGCUAGCAGAUUGUCCCCGCACAGCAGAGGCUGUGACCUUCGCCAACCUUUUGUACCGGGAGCUGAUGGCUGUGCCUUAUAUGGCUAAGUUUGUUGUCUUUGCAAAGAUGAGCGAGGCGCGGGAAGGACGCUUGCGUUGUUACUGCAUGACCGAUGACAAGAUGGACAAGACGUUGGAGUUGCACGAAAAUUUCACCGAAGUAGCACGGAGUCGUGACAUUGAGCUGAUGGAGGGCAUGCCACUGCAUUUGGAAUGUUCCGGAAACCUCGUGCCAAUUAGGAAAGCCACGCAGCAGCCUCGCACCUUCAGCUUCCAGGCCUUCAGAGACAACCGGCUGCCCGUUUCUGUCAAGGUCAGAGAUAGUAACAAGGAUGCCACAGGGUUUUUGUCCUUCCUGAGAAAGUGCACCAAGUAUGAGGAUGCACAGCAUGUCCUAUGCAACCUCAACAUAGCAAUGCCACCCUGUAUCAAGGUGGUUGGAAGUGAAGAACGACGGCGAACUUUAACACCUCUCGCCCUGAGGGAGCGCUACAGUGCUCUGAAUGAGCCCGGUUUAGCCCCAGUGAAUGCAAUGGAGCGCACCGAGGUCAAGAUCAACAUAAUAUCAGAGCAACUGGGCUUAAGCUGGGCAGAGUUGGCACGAGAGCUUCAGUUUGGUGUUGAUGACAUCAAUAGGAUCCGCGUGGAGAAUCCCAACUCUCUGCUGGAUCAGAGCUGCGCCUUGCUCAACCUGUGGGCUGGCAGAGAGGGCAAAAGGGCAAAAAUGGAAAGCCUGUACAUUGCUUUGAAGAACAUCGACCGUGCAGACAUCGUUAGCUCCCUGGAGGGUCAGGCCGCACAAAUGGCACCCGGCUCUUCAGAGGAGGGGGCCUGCCGACUGGGCGAUCGUGACUCCACCUUGCUGUCUCCCAGUGUCUUCAAUGAGGUCACGGACACAAGGCCAUCGCGCCUCGUGCACAAGCCACGAGUUAUUAGACCCCCGUUUUUCAGGAGGGGUUAUGGGCUGGUUCAGGAGGAGCUGCUGUCUCCGGCCUCUAUGCAAUAUAGUUUGCCUUCUCCUCUUGGUGCAGAGCCCUACUGGCAGGAAGUGUCCAGUCUGGAGUGCGCCCCCAUCGCCGCCACCGAAGAAGACACCUUGAUGGAGAUGUCGGACGUCCAGGUGUGGCCAGCGGGGGUCAGCCCCUCGCUGGUUACGGUGGAGGACUCUUCUUUGGACGGCAGCAGUCGAGCGGACGACUCUGAAGGCGCCACGCUUUCCCUUCCCUGCAGUUUGGGCCGCCCGAGCAGUGGAGCGAGCGGGGCGAGCGGUUCCAUCAUGGAGCUGGAUGAGGAAGAGGAGGAGGAUGAGGAAGGGGAGGUUGAGGAGGAGGAGACGCCACUGGAGCCGGUCAGCGUUCUGGCGGAAAGGGACCUGGUCAGAGCCAGUGGCGCCGUUCCCAAGGUUAACUUGAAUGGCCAGCUGGGAGGUCAGAGGUCGGACGGUAGGAGAGGGGAGGCUCCUGCGGUGGGAGGAGACAAAAGAGGCGGGGCGGGGCUUGGUUCAGUGGAAGGCGUUUGUGUUGUUGCAGGCCAGCAGAUGUAUGGCCACCCUGAGAUGUCGCCGUUGAGUCGAGUGGGCGAGCACAAUGGAGACAACCGGGUGGUCAGAGGCGGAGCUUUUCAACCCUACUUAUCUGACAAGGAUUCCCUGCAGGGCUGGGUGGGCUCAGUAUCAUCGGGACGGGACAACAGCGCACCAGGCCUGCACGCUGCCCAGGAGGCUCUGCUGACUCCGGUGGGGGCGGAUGUGAGAAGGGCCACACAGUCAGUGCAGCGCACCAGUCUUCUGGUCCACGAGGACAAGAGAGCCACUGCCAAAGCUUCCUCCACAAGACCACAUCCAGAACACAAAGGAAAGUGAGCGACGGGACAGAUACCACCAAAAUGACAAACAUGGAAUUACCCUCCACAUGUGACACAACUCCUGAGGGGGGAAAAAAGUGUUGAAGACCUCAACUUGUAGUUUUAUAACAUUUGUAAAGUAUCACUAAAACUAAAGCAUGACCAUUUUUUCUACAAAACAAUCCCAAAAAAAAAGAACAGCAUAUGUCACUGAACUAAGACGACAAAAAGUGCUUCCUGUGAACUGUAACUGCAUGAUGACUGCUGGUGCAUGACUUCGACCUUUUGAACUGUCAUUAUCUACGAACUGAAGAGAGCGCAAGCUAGAGGGCACGCUUGGGUCCAGUGCCCUUUUAAAGACUCAAAUGCCAACAGGUUGACUCCAGUAACACUGCAGCUCCCCAAAAAUGGAGUAAUCCCCCCACACCCAAAAGAACGGCCUCUGCUGAGCCUGCCAAUGCUUCUUUCAGUGGACCCUUUUUGUUGUGUGCGCGCUUGUCGUAAAUAUGCACUCUCUGCUACGUGGACGUGUGUCGCUGUGUGUAUGUGUGUGUGUCUUCUCUGCCGCAUGCCUUUCAAUGCUUCUGACUGGGCGCUAAGCUCUGGCCCCUGAUUGGCGGAAAGGCCCUGUGAUGUCAGCACUGGUUUUGAAUGUCCUGUCCUUGUGUGCUGAAUUGGACUCCCCUUGUUGUUGUUGUUUUAAAAAACACUAAAAAUGCUAAACUUAGUUUCUUAAGAGCUGGGACAUUUUUCUUUGGAAGGGAUCCCCCUUCAUAACGCAGAGCAUAAUUCUGUCCACUCUGCUACCCCUUUUUCUACCGUCUUCCUUUGUCCUGGUAGCCGACAUCAUCUACCCAAAACCAGUAGCCUCACUUGAUAUGCAGAAUACUCAUCCGCACUUCUUUUCAUCCAAUGUUUCAAACGAUCAAGUUAACUGCAGGAUGUAGUGAUUUGCAGUGUAAAAAAAAAUUAAUAAGUCCAGUACAAUAUUGUGCUACUACGUGAUUGUGCAGACAGCACUGUGAUUGUCGUCACUUUCACCGACCCCCGACUCGUCACGUGUCGUCACAAACUAAAGCACACCCAGUCAAGAUGAUUACGGACUGGUCAGGGUGUCAGAUCGUGUGAACUUGCCACAGCAAUAAAAUCCAAAACACGCGUGACGAGCGUCCCUAGGAAGUUCUGUAGACAUACACAUUGGCUUUUUCUUUUUUCUUAUUCACCUCCUGGAUAACACGGGAUCCCAUGUCCUACAUCGACCUUGAUGUGAGUGAAUCAGCGAGGAAACGCUGACGUAGGAUCAGACCAGUAUGAUAUCAAUGUGGGACUGCAGAAGCCUGAAAGAGAUUUGUGUCUGUGUUUUACAGCAUUUAUAGGAUAUCAAGCAGUGUUAUGUUGCAGUAUAUAAUAUAUAUAUUAUAUAUAUGUGUGUUUUAAGCAUCCAUUUGGGGGACUAAUUCUGUGUAAAAAUUAGACCCUGUCACCAAUUUCACAGAGCAACACGAAAUUUGGUGGACUUGUCUAUCAUAACAAGAUGUAUAAAAAAAGUCAAUAGAACCCAUGCCCAAAAUUGAACAGGAGGUCAGUCAUUUGAUUUUGAUUACAUGAAAUAGGGGCUUGGAAAUUUAAAAAGAUAAAUAAAAAUUGUGCUCCCCGGUGUAAUCGAUUGACAUGAAAUUUGGUGGAAAUGUCUAUCUGAAGGACCAAUCCAUGAAAUUGAACUGGAAGACAGCCUUUUUUUGGGGGCGGGGGGGGGGGGGGGGGGGGGUGAUUUCCAGAGCUCAAACUGUAUGACCAACUCAAGGGCAUUUGUCCAAAUGAGCAACAAUUGGAAGCAGGUAUCCUAAACAGAUGGGUGAUACUACAUGGGGAAGCUUUUUUUGUUGUUGUUGGAGCAUGGUGUCAAAGUUUGAUGAGCAUGGCAAGGGGCCCAUUCAUUGCUGCUUUAAUUUGUUUUUAGAAUUGCACGGUGGGGCGUAUCAAAUGCUCCGGCGGGCAGCUUGUGGUUGAAGGGUCAUGCGUUCUCCAUCCCUGCCCUAAACAUGUCUUUGUAAACUUAUUUGCCUCUCAGAAUACUUUUUUUUUUAUGCAGCAACCUGAUGUUGUCAUAUCACUGUAGCACACAUGCACUGAACAUGACACAAACUAUGUGUCCCAUAAGUACUGUAAGUGCUACUGUAGCCUGAACAAGUGAGACUGAUUGAACAAAUGAGCAUAUUAUUUUGCACAUCACACAUUUUUACAUGGCCAGUGCAUGCACUAUAUUUGCCACAUAUCACAUUUUCCACUGGUAACACGCCACUCAGGUUUUUAGUUAUUUCAGAAACUAUUAAGUGUUUUUAUUUUGUGCUGGGUUCUAUUCUGUGAGAUGAUUGUGUGAGAAUGUUAAUUGGUUUUGGGCGAAUGACUAUUUUGUCAAUUUUUAAAGUUCUUUUUUUUUUUUGGGGGUCAGGGUUAUAGGUGAAAUGUGAUGCUUUUUGUGUGUGAGAAUACACAAAAGAGUUUCCAAGCAGGCAUGCCCGUGGAAAAGGUAGCGUAAUGCCCAAUGGUGUAUUUUAAAGAGUAUUGUAACAUUUUAACUGUCGAGAAGAAUAGAUCUCACCUAUACUCCUUUAGAAUGGAUACAUGACAAUGUAAACGCAAUAUCAUAUUACUCUAUCCUAAGGAAUGCAACUGCACCCAUGCACAAAAAAAUGAUGUUUUUAUGAAAAUGUGUACAAAAAAAUAUAUGACAAAGUAUAUUUCAUUAGAAUGCUAUGCACCCUCAUAGAGUUGUUCUGGAUGUUCUUUUAGCAUUAUCUCGUUAGCCGAUGCCCACUUGAUGGGGGAUGUAGAGGCUUUGUAGCUUUGACCACUUUUUUUCUUUUUCUAUUGGUCCAGAGAAAAAAAUGUAUACAAGCCUUUUAAUCAGAACCAUUCUGACUAAAAAAAUAUGUAUAGAUCAUCUUACCCUGUACACCAGCUGAAACCAUUUACAAGACUUAAUAAACAAAGA
Messenger RNA from Phycodurus eques (leafy seadragon), 9069 nucleotides. RefSeq names its product ankyrin 1, erythrocytic b (gene ank1b). Gene Ontology annotation, molecular function: protein binding. Bases 331 to 6093 code for a protein of 1920 amino acids. Gene Ontology annotation, biological process: signal transduction. The record is from RefSeq and is a predicted model, not a curated record. The transcript has 42 exons. Lineage: Eukaryota; Metazoa; Chordata; Actinopteri; Syngnathiformes; Syngnathidae.